Molecule: messenger RNA, 1838 nt
Organism: Dermacentor silvarum
Lineage: Eukaryota; Metazoa; Arthropoda; Arachnida; Ixodida; Ixodidae
Gene: CCT8
Product: T-complex protein 1 subunit theta
Exons: 1
Coding region: 169-1800 (543 amino acids)
Biological process (GO): protein folding
Cellular component (GO): chaperonin-containing T-complex
Molecular function (GO): ATP hydrolysis activity; ATP binding; ATP-dependent protein folding chaperone
Source: RefSeq, a predicted model, not a curated record
CCAAAUAAGGGAAUCUGUCCGCGGCCGGCGCAUUGUCACCACCGGCGGAGCACGAGGUUUUCAUUGAUAGUGCGAGUUAGCGUUCGUACUCGCUAAGUUUUCAUUCGGUAGUGCUCAGAGCAGAAUUUGCGACUACUCCACGCAUUUCUACAAACCUCAGCCACGAUCAUGUCGUUCCGUGGCGCUUCUUCGUCAGCUCUUUCGCAGAUGCUGAAAGAAGGUUCUCGACACUUCCAGGGCGUGGAUGAAGCUCUCUUUCGAAGCAUUGAGGCCUGCGUCGAGCUUGCUCGAAGCGUCGCGUCGGCCUAUGGACCAAACGGAUUGAACAAAAUGGUAAUCAACCACUUGGAAAAACUCUCUGUGACCAGCGAUGCUGCCACCAUUCUCAAUCAGCUCGAGGUGCAACACCCCGCCGCCAAGCUGCUCGUCAUGGCGUCUCAGAUGCAAGAAGCCGAGGUGGGUGACGGAACAAAUGCGGUAGUUUUGUUUGCCGGCGCGUUAUUGGAAAAUGCCGAAGAGCUUGUUCGAAGUGGUCUCACGCCCGUGCAAGUGGCUGAGGGCUAUCAGCUCGCGCUGAAAAAGGCUCUUGAUCUUCUCCCCCAAUUGAAAGUCGAUGAAGUGCAGGACAUGCACAAGCCGGAUCAAGCUAUCAAGGCGGUUCGCACUGCUAUGUCAAGCAAGCCUUUGGCCGGCGCUGAUUAUUUGGCCAAGCUGGUGGCUGAGGCAUGCCAGGCAGUGCUUCCGGAAUCCGGUGCUCUCAACGUGGACAAUGUUCGCGUCUGCAAAAUACUCGGCUCGGGUCUCGACCAGUCUCAGGUAGUCCUCGGCAUGGUUUUCAAGCGGCAGGUCGAAGGCGACAUCACCAAAGCCCGCGACGCAAAGAUCGCAGUCUACACAUGCGCCGUAGACACACUGCAGACGGAGACGAAAGGUACGGUGCUGAUCCAGUCGGCGCAGGAGCUGAAGAACUUCUCGCGGGGCGAAGAGAACAUGCUUGAGGCGCAGAUCAAGGCCAUCGCCGACGCCGGCGUCAAGGUGGUGGUCAGUGGCGGCAAGGUGGGUGACAUGGCGCUCCACUACCUCAAUAAGUACGGACUGAUGGCGGUGAGGUUGCUUUCGAAGUUCGACGUGCGCCGUGUGUGCCGCGUCGUGGGCGCCACCGCGCUGCCCAAGCUUGCCGCACCGCGCCCCGAAGACCUUGGCCUAUGUGACUCCGUCUACCUGGACGAGCUGGGCGACACGCCAGUGGUGGUGUUCCGGCAGGAGGGCCGCCAGUCCCGCGUGGCCACCGUGCUGCUGCGCGGCUCUACCGACAGCCUGCUGGACGACGCUGAGCGCGCAGUGGACGACGGCGUGAACGCCUUCAAAGCGGCCACUAAGGACGGCCGCCUGGUGCCCGGUGCAGGCGCCGUCGAGGCAGAGCUGGCCCGGCUCCUGGCCACUUGGGCAGACACCCUGCCCGGCCUCGAGCAAUACGCGGCCCACAAGUUCGCCCAGGCGCUCGAGUCUCUCGUCAGGACUCUGGCGCAGAACUCGGGAGCCUCCAAGCCCGAAGAGCUCUUGGCCCAGAUCCAAGCAGCCCACAACCAGGGGGAUCCCAAUGCCUGCCUCAAGGAUGAGGGCCUGGGGGAUGCUGUGAAGAAUGGCCUCUUGGACCUUCUGAUCACGAAGCACUGGAGCCUCCAGUAUGCGACCAAUGCUGCUUCUACAGUUCUCCAUGUUGAUCAAAUCAUCAUGGCUAAGCCAGCUGGAGGGCCCAAGGGAAAGCCUGAAAGAGGGGACUGGGAUGAUGAUAAGUAAUCGGCAACCAAAUAAAAAACCUGACCUGCCUUUGUAAA